GGAGCCGGAACGGGUGCGGGUCCGCGGGCUGGGGCCGCGGGGGGACGCGCUGCCCGGGCCCCCGCGUGUCAUCCCCGGCCCCAGAAACCAGUGUCCUGGGCAGCUCACCGCUGGUGGGGAGUGGGUAGAACCGCUUCACUUACCCCAGACCCGCUAUUUCUUGUGUUCAGCAGCAGCAAGAAGUGACCCGUUGCUGCUGGGGAGAGCCCUCCCGAGUCCCUGCCCUCUCCUUCCUUCUCAGAGACCUCAGAAUUACAGCUGCCACAGCCCCACCAGCUCUUGUUACGGCCUUCUUGCGCUUCCUGCUGCUUUGACAGGUUCCACUUCCCCAUCCCCACUCAAGCCAGUUGCUUAGCUAGCUGCUGGGAAGCAGCAGUUAAGCUUUUAUCUAUUAAGCUUCUAUUUAUUAAGUGUGCAGUUAGCUCUCCAAGCAGACAGGGCCUCCUAGUUCCUCCUUUGGCUGCUCGUUCCUGCGUUGUCUGCAGGAGUGAAAGUUACAAAAACUCGACUUUCUGGGCCUGUUGCAAAGAAAGGCCUCUGGAAAUAUAAUGAAACAAUUCACACCUGAGGGACUAUAGGAAAGUACCACAGCAGGGGAAGCAGCUCCCCGCGAUGUUAACAAGAUUUUUGAAGGAGCCUUGCAGCUCUUGGAACAAAAGGAAGAUGAGAUUGCUGUGUGGUUUGAACUGUUUGACUUGUGAGUGAAGCAUGAGGCUGAAGCCUCAGUGGAUCUCUAGAUGAGAGAAUAUGAUGGUGAUUGUUGGCAGCUAAGGCAGAGAGCUCUGAGAAGGGCUGGACUAAACGCUGCUGUGAAGACCACAAAACUAAUGUUCUAUAUCGUCAGGUCCAUCAGAGAAAGCAAUUAGUGCCUCUGCUUGGAAGAUAAGCAGAAUUUAACUGCACUUUAGGCCUUCACUCCUGAUGGACUGGAUUUUGUCGCGCCAGAAGUUUUUGACUAUUCACACACUGAAAGAAGAAAAGAGCCAAUGGCUUCAGAAUCCAUGGUUCCAGAGCAGGCAAAACAACAUCUGGUAAAGGGAAAAAGGCGGCAGCCACAGCAGCAGCAGCCCAGGUCUUCCAACAGUGAUGGUGAAGAUGACAGCUUUGUAUUUGAAGCAAAUGAGGCUUGGAAGGAUUUUCAUAGCUCUCUUCUUCGCUUCUUUGAAGCUGGAGAGCUCUGUGAUGUUACACUGAAGGUUGGUUCGAAGCUUAUCUCCUGCCACAAACUGGUGCUGGCCUGUGUCAUCCCUUACUUCAGAGCCAUGUUUCUGUCAGAGAUGGCUGAAGCCAAGCAGACCUUGAUCGAGAUCAGGGACUUCGACGGCGACGCGAUCGAGGACCUGGUGAAGUUCGUGUACUCCUCCCGCCUCACUCUGACGGUGGACAACGUCCAGCCUCUCCUGUAUGCUGCUUGCAUUCUCCAGGUGGAACUGGUGGCCAAGGCGUGCUGUGAAUACAUGAAGCUGCACUUCCAUCCCUCCAACUGCCUGGCAGUCAGGGCGUUUGCAGAGAGCCACAACCGCAUCGACCUGAUGGCCAUGGCUGACCAGUACGCCUGCGAACACUUCGCCGAGGUGGUGGAGUGUGAGGACUUUGUCAGCGUGUCCCCCCAGCACCUCCAUAAGCUCCUGUCCUCCAGCGACCUGAAUAUUGAGAACGAAAAGCAAGUUUACAACGCUGCCAUCAAGUGGCUGCUGGCCAACCCGCAGCAUCACGCCACGUGGCUGUAUGAAAUACUGGCACAGGUACGGCUGCCUCUCUUGCCCAUUUGUUUCCUAAUGGGUGUUGUGGCCAAGGAAGAAAUUGUCAAGCAGAAUCUAAAAUGUAGGGAUUUGCUGGAUGAAGCAAGAAACUACCACCUUCACCUGAGCAGCAGGGCAGUGCCAGACUUUGAGUACUCCAUUCGCACAACACCAAGGAAGCAGACUGCUGGUGUGCUGUUCUGUGUGGGUGGCAGAGGUGGAUCUGGGGACCCGUUUCGCAGCAUUGAAUGUUACUCUGUCAGUAAGAACAACUGGUUCUUUGGCCCUGAAAUGAACAGCAGGAGAAGGCACGUGGGGGUGAUCUCUGUGGGAGGUAAAGUCUAUGCAGUAGGUGGACAUGAUGGAAAUGAACACUUGGGAAGCAUGGAAGUAUUUGAUCCUCUCACAAACAAGUGGAUGAUGAAGGCAUCGAUGAACACAAAGAGGAGAGGAAUUGCUCUGGCCUCCCUGGGUGGCCCCAUUUAUGCCAUUGGGGGGCUGGAUGACAACACCUGCUUCAGCGACGUGGAACGAUACGACAUCGACUCUGACCGGUGGAGCACGGUGGCCCCUAUGAACACUCCCAGGGGAGGAGUUGGCUCUGUAGCCCUCAUGAGCCAUGUCUAUGCUGUGGGUGGCAAUGAUGGGGUAGCAUCUCUUUCCAGUGUGGAGAAAUAUGAUCCCCAUCUGGAUAAGUGGAUGGAAGUGAAGGAGAUGGGUCAGAGAAGAGCUGGCAACGGGGUCAGCGAGCUCCAUGGCUGCUUGUAUGUUGUGGGUGGCUUUGAUGACAACUCUCCUCUGAGCUCAGUGGAGAGGUUUGACCCCCGCAGUAACAAGUGGGAGUACGUGGCAGAGCUGACCACUCCCAGGGGUGGUGUGGGCAUAGCCACCCUGAUGGGGAAGAUCUUUGCAGUUGGAGGCCAUAAUGGCAAUGCCUACCUGAACACUGUGGAAGCCUUCGACCCCCUGGUCAAUAGGUGGGAGCUGGUGGGCUCCGUGUCGCACUGCAGGGCAGGGGCAGGUGUGGCUGUCUGCUCGUGUCUCAGCAGCCAGAUCCGGGACGUGGGACAAGGAUCCAGCAACGUUGUGGACUGCAUGUGAGCUCUGCUGCCUCCUCCGAAUCCCUGGGGAAUGACAGUGAGGAGGCACCGCGGAGCUUCUACACACCGUGUUUUGUGUGGUCUGGUCAGAAAUAAAGCCAGGACGUUUUCUUCCUGCAAAUGCUACCUGCUGCAACUGCAGAACUUGUGGUGGCUUUUCUGUCAAAAAGGAUAGAGGGAAGCCUGUGAAUACAUGGAAGAAAAAGUCUGACUCAGAGGAGGAAACCUACCAAGAGCUGCAGUAAUCCCAUUUUUGAGAAGCUGCAAUUGUACAAUCCUUUGAGGCAGCUGUUGCAGGGAUGCAUGACUGAGCUGUGACCCAGGCAUGAGGUGAGGAGAGAGACCAGCUGGUACUGAUGAGCCUCACUCAAGGACCCUGCUACGUUUUUUGCAAGACUCUGGUGCCAUUUAAUGUGACUUAUUUCCAGGAAUGUAUCCUUAAACAUUUCCUAAUUGUACAAGAGCUGUGUAACACAAGGUUUUAGAAGGUAACAACAUCCCUGUUGCACACCAAGGUAACAGGGAAGUGUCACUGCCUACCUCCCAAGGGACUGCUGGCAGCAGUGGGAAUUGCAGGUACUCAGGCUGAAACAUGUCUUUCAAAGUACUUCCUCAAGCUAAGCCACUAGUAAGAAAGCAGCAAAGAUUCUUGACCCAAGUUUAGCCACUGGAACACCCAAGUCUUCAUUACAAGUUGUAUUAACCAGCUGUCCUCAAAUUUAUGUUAAGAGGACAUUUCUGAAGCAACAAGAGUAAGUUCUUCUGGGAAAUGAAGGCUUCCCUGGUGUCUGAAUCACCAUUUUUACAUCACAUGGAAACAAACCAGCAGUGUUAGAAAGGCCUUGAAACACAACACAAGGAGAGGAGCUGCCCUGUGUCAGUACCCAGCAGCAACUCUGUGCUAAUUCUACAGGUACUGCCUCUUUUAAGAUACUUAGAUCACAAACAGGCAGAUUAAAGCUUACAUAAACCAAAGAGAAUGAGCAACAAAAAGAAUCAGAAAUAAACCAGUACUUAUAUCAAAACCUGACUUAGAAGCUCAACAGCAGUUUGUACAAAGGCAUCUUGUUAGAAACCCUGAAUUUCAAGUGGAGCCCAGCAGGAAAGGCUGCUGAUUCCUGCUCCUUCACCACCCUGAACAGGCCAACAACUCACAAUCCUUCAUGACCAAAGUUUCACCUCACCAGGUUGUUCCAGGGAGAGCAGCAAACUUCUCUGCACUCAGCUCCAGGGAAGAGGCAGGACAAGCACAGGGCACAGCCACCUUGUGUUGUCAAGUUCCCAUCCUUGAGCUCUUCCUUCUCCCAUGGCUUGCACUCAGGUAGCACCCAGGGACAAAGUGAAUGGUACUGAGAAUCAUGGAACACUGCAAUAAAACAUUUGUACUUCA
Molecule: messenger RNA, 4232 nt
Organism: Apus apus (common swift)
Lineage: Eukaryota; Metazoa; Chordata; Aves; Apodiformes; Apodidae
Gene: KLHL8
Product: kelch like family member 8
Exons: 12
Coding region: 987-2843 (618 amino acids)
Molecular function (GO): protein binding
Source: RefSeq, a predicted model, not a curated record